Messenger RNA from Rattus norvegicus (Norway rat), 972 nucleotides. It is a transcript of the gene Or5p58, whose product is annotated as olfactory receptor family 5 subfamily P member 58. Gene Ontology annotation, biological process: signal transduction; G protein-coupled receptor signaling pathway; detection of chemical stimulus involved in sensory perception of smell. The transcript has a single exon. Gene Ontology annotation, molecular function: olfactory receptor activity; G protein-coupled receptor activity. Gene Ontology annotation, cellular component: plasma membrane; membrane. The record is from RefSeq and is marked validated. NCBI's taxonomy places the organism in Eukaryota, Metazoa, Chordata, Mammalia, Rodentia, Muridae. Bases 1 to 972 code for a protein of 323 amino acids.
AUGGCUUUCCUGAUGGAUGGGAACCACACUGCAGUGACAGAGUUCAUUUUAUUGGGAUUAACAGAUGACCCAGUACUUAAAGUCAUCCUCUUCAUCAUCAUCCUGUGCAUCUACCUGGUGACUGUGUCUGGGAACCUCAGCACCAUCCUUCUCAUCAGAGUCUCUCCCCAGCUCCAUCACCCCAUGUACUAUUUUCUCAGGCACUUGGCAUCAGUUGACAUAGGCUACUCAUCUUCUGUCACACCCAACAUGCUUGUCAACUUCCUAGUAAAGGAAAAUACUAUCUCCUACCUUGGAUGUGCUAUACAAUUUGACUCCACUGCUAUCUUUGGGAUGGUUGAAUGCUUCCUUCUGGCUGCUAUGGCUUACGAUCGCUUUGUAGCAAUCUGCAACCCACUGCUUUAUUCCAUCAAAAUGUCCACAGAAGUCUGUAUCCAGUUGGUUGUAGCAUCUUAUAUAGUGAGUUUGAUUACUGCUUCCUUUGCCACAGUUUCUAUUUUUUCCUUGCUCUUCUGUGGGCCAAACAGAAUCAAUCACUUUUUCUGUGAUUUUGCUCCUUUGGUUGAACUCUCCUGCUCUGAUGUCAGUGUCCCUGUAGUUGUUACCUCAUUUUCUGCAGGAUUAGUUACCAUGAUCACAGUGUUUGUAAUAGCCAUCUCCUAUACCUACAUUUUCAUCACCAUCCUGAAGAUGCAUUCCACCAAGGGUCGACAAAAGGCAUUUUCCACCUGCACCUCCCACCUCACGGCAGUCACUCUAUUCUAUGGAACCCUUACAUUCAUCUAUGUGAUGCCCAACUCUAGAUACUCCACAGACCAGAACAAGGUGGUAUCUGUGUUCUACCUGGUGGUGGUCCCCAUGUUGAACCCCCUCAUCUACAGCCUCAGAAAUAAUGAGAUUAAGGGUGCUCUGAGGAGACAGCUUGGUAAGAAAAUGUUUUCUCAGAGUAAUGUAUUGUUUUGUAAAAUUUAA